AUGCGAUACUUUGGUGCGGUUCUGUCACUUGCCAGCGUGGCAGCGGCGUCUUGUGAUGCGGAUAAUUGUCUGCGUGCGUUGAGAGCGACACAGGUUCCGGGCCAGCUUCAAACGGCUCAGGCGUUUUGUGCUACGUUCACGAAGACUUCGGUUCCGGCUACGGCUAUUCCUAGUUAUGCUGCGAAUAACUGCAAGGACAAUCAGAAUGCGCCGUUGAGCGCGAGGAUCUCGAGCGCGUGUAGUUGUAUUGCUCCGUCUACUACGUCUUCUGUUACCACGGCUACGCCUACUGCGACUGGGACUGGAAGUGCUUGUGCGCUUGUUAGCCAGCUUUCUGCUUCUCAAAAGGCUGCUUCGCCAUCUGCAACUCCCCAAGUUCCAGCAAGAUUAGCACAAGAAUGUCUCUCCUCGGUUCCAUUGGCGAAAGAUGCUGGACUUGCUCUUGUGGAUGCUCUAGUUCCAUACAUUGAGUGGCAAAGUGAUUUGGCAUGGUUGAAAGACCCUCCAUCCACUUAUUUCUACCCACCACAUGAUCCUCUGGGUUACCUUGCCAAGGUCAAGAGCAACCUCCAGAUCGGUGCAUAUGCCAAUGAGGAGGCUUUUGAAUUGGAUUUGUACAACGUCUUUGCUAAGGCACAUGAUGGACACUUCGUUUUCUAUCCUGAUACCUUGUCGAAUGGAUUGAGAUGGGUUCGACCAACUUCGUUGGUCUCUGUGAGUUUGGAUGGAAUUUCAGCUCCAAAGAUCUUUUUGAAGAACGAGAUCUCAGCUUCUCCAUCCAAGGCAUCAGCUAUCACCAAGAUCAAUGGAGUCGACGCAGUGAAAUAUCUCGAAGACUUUAUCUUUUCUGCUACUUUCAACCAAGAUGCCGAUGCUGGUUACAAUACCCUCUUCUACUCUAUUCCAUUUGCUGCUGCUGGAAUUCCUAACGGAUAUUUCUCUAGUGGAGGAAGAACUCGAUUCAUUUACCCAGGUGACAACACGACCUACACGUUCGAAAACGGAACCAGCUAUACCUUCGGCAACGUCGCCAAUGUCCUAGGAAACUGGGCCGGCGUUGUUGACGGUCCUUCAUUCUUCAAGAAAUUCGCUCCAGGAGCAGCAGCCGCUCUAACCAUUCAAGCUGAAGAAGCACCCUCCUCCCUUCAAGCCUCCGCAGCAGUCCCAGGCUAUCCAGAUGCAGAGCUGCUCCUGCCUGAUCUCUCCAUCGGUGGUUACUAUCUCAAUGGCACAGGCUUCGAGGAUGUCGCUGUUCUCACCUCCUUGUCAUUCGAGCCUGAUCUCCCAUCUGACUUCCAACAUCUCGCUGAGACCUUCUUUGCCGAAGCCAAAGCUGCUGGAAAGACCAAACUCGUGAUCGAUCUUUCAGUCAACGGCGGUGGCUACAUUCUCCAAGGAUACGAUCUCUUCCGUCAACUCUUCCCCUCCAUCGACCAAUUCGGAGCCUCCCGUCUGCGAGAAUCCGAGACCUUCAUCGAAGCUGCCCGCGCCUACUCUGACGCUGUCGGUGGUGACUUCGACCCAAACACUUCCCCUGAUGCAGACCUCAUCAAUAUCUACGAAACCUUCCUCAACUACCGCUACGAUCUCAACAUCACAAACCAAAACUUCACAUCAUUCGCUGCGAAAUUUGGUCCCGUCCCACUCCGCGGGGACGAAUUCACCGAGCUCAUCCGCUGGAACUUCAGCGACCCCAUCACCACCAUCAACGCCACAUGGGGUAUGGGAAUGGACAUCACCGGUUACCGAUCCCGCCAGAACUUCACGCAGCCAUUCGCCGCCGAAGACAUCAUCAUGCUCACCGACGGCUACUGCGCUUCCACCUGCACGCUCUUCGCCGAGUUCAUGCGUACCCAGGCAGGCGUGAAAUCCAUCGCCCUAGGCGGCCGUCCAGAAGUCCAACAAAUCCAAGCCGUCGGCGGUGUCAAAGGGGCUCAAAUCCUGAGCUUCGGAAGUAUCUUCUCCAUCGCGCAAACCGCCAUUCAAUACGCCGGAUCCAACCCCGUUGACGCGCUCAAGAAACUCUCCGCGCUUCCUGACAGACGAUCAGCCAGUAACGGGAUCAACAUCCGCGAUAACAUCCUCCCGGAUAACGUCAAUGACGGACUUCCCGCGCAGUUCAGUUAUGAGCCUGCGGAUUGUAGGUUGUAUUAUACGCCGGAGAUGAUUGGGGAUAUUACGGCGACGUGGAAGGCGGCUGCGAGUGCGGCGUUUAAGGGGGGGAAGUGUAAUUUUGGGGGAUUGGGGAAGAGGGGUGUGGAGAGACGGGUGCAAAGGCCGAGAAGUGCGAAGGUGGAUAAGAGUAAGAGGAGGGAGUAUAAGAGGGUUGAGGUUGUGAGGGAUAGACAUUGGUAUGUUAGACAUGGGAAGAAGGUUACCGAGGUUUAG
Glarea lozoyensis ATCC 20868 is the source of this 2388-nucleotide messenger RNA. Its product is annotated as ClpP/crotonase. Gene Ontology annotation, biological process: proteolysis. The transcript has 5 exons. The record is from RefSeq and is a predicted model, not a curated record. Lineage: Eukaryota; Fungi; Ascomycota; Leotiomycetes; Helotiales; Helotiaceae. The coding region runs from base 1 to 2388 and encodes 795 amino acids. Gene Ontology annotation, molecular function: serine-type peptidase activity.